This is a messenger RNA of Benincasa hispida (wax gourd), 3523 nucleotides long. RefSeq lists its product as uncharacterized. Gene Ontology annotation, biological process: L-valine catabolic process; thymine catabolic process. Gene Ontology annotation, cellular component: mitochondrion. Gene Ontology annotation, molecular function: methylmalonate-semialdehyde dehydrogenase (acylating, NAD+) activity. The record is from RefSeq and is a predicted model, not a curated record. NCBI's taxonomy places the organism in Eukaryota, Viridiplantae, Streptophyta, Magnoliopsida, Cucurbitales, Cucurbitaceae.
AUCGCGUGAGACUGGUUUCCGUCUCUGAACUCCGGCGCAAGGGCGUCCAAGCUUGUUAAAAGAAAAUAGAAAAAAAAAAAAAGAACCCGGAGGCGCCCCGAUCUUUUCCAGUUUCCAGUCCCACCAUUCAAAAUUUCACUUCAAAUUUUCUUCCACUUCAUGAGUUAGGGUGCACAAAUGAGCUUCAUUGUCUUUUCAGACUAUCUGUAAGAUGGGAACUCAAGGUCAAACAGGAUUAGUAGCACAAAAGAAGAUGCAUCCUCCUCAACCUGGAAGAUUUGAAGAUCGUGAAGAUCUCAUUAAAUAUGUUCGUGAUUUUGGUGCUGAUCAGGGAUAUGUGGUAACAAUUAAGAAGUCUAGGAAAGAUAGAAGGGUCAUCCUUGGUUGUGAUCGAGGAGGUGUGUAUCGUAAUAGGCGUAAGAUUGAUGAGAGUCCACGUAAAAGGAAAGCUAGCUCGCGCUUGAUAAAUUGUCCGUUUGAAGCAAUUGGCAAGAAGGAAGAUGAUGCCUGGAUGCUUACCAUUAAAAAUGGGGACCAUAACCAUGAGCCUUUAAAAAACAUGUCAGAGCAUCCUUACAGUCGCCGUUUUACUGAGGAUGAAGUAAAGCAAAUAAAACUGAUGACUGAAGCUGGUAUAAAACCACGUCAAGUGCUUAAAGCUCUCAAACAACACAAUCCAGAUCUGCAGUCAACACCAAGGCAUUUGUAUAACCUUAAAGCCAAAAUUCGCCAAGGAAAUCUAUCAGAAAAUAAUUUCAAGUCGUGGAGACCUAAUAUUUCAGUUCCUACAAAUGGUAGUCAUACUGUCAUUGGAGAUUCAGUCCAGCAAAAUCAUCAGCUGAAGGUUCCCAAUUUAGUUGGAGGGAAAUUUUUGGAUUCGCACAACUGUCCAGUGGUUGAUGUUAUUAAUCCAGCAACACAAGAAGUUGUUUCUCAUGUGCCUUUAACAACUUACGAAGAGUUUAAGGCUGCAGUUAAUGCAGCCAAACAAGCUUUUCCCUCAUGGAGAAAUACACCAAUUUCUACUCGUCAGUGUGUUAUGUUCAAGUUUCAGGAGCUCAUCCUUAGGGACAUGGAUAAGCUUGUGACGAAUAUUGUCGCAGAACAGGGAAAAACGUUAAGGGAUGCGCAAGAUGAUAUCAUCUGUGGUUUAGAGGUGGUUAAACAUGCUUGUGGAUUGGCUGCUAUGCAAAUGGGGGAGUUUGUCCCUAAUGCAUCUGAUGGAAUUGAUUCGUACUGCAUCCGAGAACCAAUAGGUGUGUGUGCUGGGAUAUGCUCUUUAAACCAUCCAGCAACAGUUUCCUUAUGGAUGUUUCCGAUUGCAGUUACAUGCGGCAAUACAUUUGUUCUUAAGCCAUGUGAAACACACCCGGGGGCUUCGAUGUUGCUAGCUGCAUUAGCGGUUGAGGCUGGCUUGCCUGAUGGUGUUCUAAAUAUUGUUCAUGGAACCCAUGAUAUCAUCGACUAUAUAUGUGACGAUGAGGACAUAAAAGCCAUAUCCUUUUCCAGUUCAAGUUCAGUUGGAAAGAACAUAUAUGCUAGGGCUGCUGUAACAGGAAAGCAAGUUCAGUCCCACUUUGGAGGAAAGAGUCAUGCAAUUAUUAUGCCUGAUGCUAACAUGGAGGCUACUUUAAGUGCUCUGGUUGAAGCUGGACGGACAUGUAUGGCUACUGUCAUCAUUGUCUCCGUUGGGAGUUCAAUUAUGUGGGAAGAAAAACUCGUGGAAUGUGCCAAAGCACUUAAAGUGAAUGUGGGGACGGAUCCCAAAGCUGACCUUGGUCCUGUGAUUACCAAAGAGGUGAAAAAUCGUUUUUGUAAAUUAGUUCAAAGUGGCAUUGAAGAUGGUGCUAGACUUUUGCUUGACGGUAGAGAUAUUGUGGUCCCAGAAUAUGAAAAUGGAAAUUUUGUUGGUCCAACCAUUUUAUCUGAUGUAACAACUGACAUGGAGUGCUACAAGGAAGAAUUUUUUGGACCAGUUCUCCUUUGUAUGCAGGCUGACAACCUAGAGGAGGCUAUAUCCAUAGUAAACAGAAACAAGAACCGAAAUGGAGCUUCCAUAUUCACAACUUCUGGCAUUUAUGCGAGGAAGUUUCAGAGUGAAGUGGAAGUGGGAAUGGUUGGUAUCAAUGUUGCUGUUACAGUUCCGUUGCCAUCUUCCUUUAAUGACAAGGCAGGACUGGAAUUUUACACCCAAUUGAAAAGAGUGGCUCAACAGUGGAAGAACUCACCAAGUAUUGGAGUCUCAAUGGCGGUGCCUUCACCAUCUAAGAGACAUUUGAGAUCCCGUGCUGUACCUUCCAUGUUGGUUUCAACAUCUGACAAAGAUUCACCUGGUAUGCGGCAAAGAAGUUUACCCCCGUUGCCUUCCACAUCUGAGAGGGAUUCACCUAGCGUCGCUGUAUUGCUGCCGAACUCUCAAAUAUCUCAGACAGGUUUAGCCAAUGAAAGGGCCACCUCCUCUCCACCGACUUCUGAUAGGGAUUUGCACGGUCAGGGACUCUCCCUGAUUUCUACCUUGUCCUCAGAGGGGGAUGUAUCCAACCAAGAUUUGUCUCCUGCCAUGCUUUCAGCAGGUGGUAGAGAUUUACCUGGUCAAGCUACCUCAGUGGCAACAUCCCGAUCAUCUGAGAGACUGUAUGUACCUCAGAAAUCUCAUUGGAACGGAACUCUGAGGGCUGAUUCUAUUCCAUCCAAUUCUGAGAGGAUCCAUGCGCCCUCAUCACACACAAACAGCAUCAAAGGGCAGGCAUCUCGAACAAGUCAUCCUGGUUCAGUAUUAGCUACAGAGGGGUUAUAUCUGCCAACAUCUCAUGGCAGUAUUUGUCUAAUUGACCAUGGAAAUGAUAAUACCAUUCCGUCUCGAAGAAUCGACAGCAUGUGUCGAUCAUCAGAACGGGUAUACAUGCUAGCAACUUCCCAUCUGAACGACACUAUGAGUCAAACGUUGCAGCAAACUGAUACCUCCUUGCUUCCUUCUCAUACUGACGUUGCUUUGCAAUCAACUUCAAAUAGAAUGUACUUGUCUAGCUUGUCUGAGAGGGAUGAUAAUAUGUCUUCCACUGCUUCUCAACAAGCUGAAUCUUUAACAUCCACUUCAGAGAGAAUGUAUAUACCUCCAUUAGUUCAUAGAAAUCAAGGUAUGGCACCGAAAUCGGAAUGGUUAUGCAUUCCCACGCCUGCUGUAUCUCAGAGAAUGUAUCCACAAGGCCCAGUAGUUCCCGCAGAUGAAUUUCAAAGCCAAGAAGCAUCAUUGACAUUGCCUGCAUCGCAAGGAAUGUAAGGGAUAUUAUUUUAUUAAUACGAACAUUAGCAUUUAGGAUAGCCAAAUUCCCAUAUUUUUUUCCUUGUCAAGACAUCAAAUUACUAAUCAUUUUUUUCCCUUUUAUCUCUAAGAGAAGUUCGUUCAGGGGCUAUUAACAUCAUUUCGUUCCUGUUUUUCUAGAACUGAGAGUUCAGCAGCAAUUGCUUCUUAGAGUAACUGUAUUUAUUUUCAAAGGGCGAUAUGGGUUUGAAGUUUUGAGCA